CGGCAGCACGCGCUACUCCGGUCUGUCAGUGUUCACUUCGACAUUCAGUCUGAACGGGACCAGGACGGGACCAGGACGGGGCCAGGAACCAGGACCGGAACAGAACCGUGAUAACAGGAACCUUCCUCUUUUUCUUGUCCCGCUCUGGUGGCUCUAACUCGGCUCGGCUCAGCUUGGAUUGUCCUCGUGUGUUGCAGAUCUGUGAGCUCGAACUGUUCCGGUACCGACAUGUCGCCGGACAUGAACGGGACCGGACCGCGCGGGACGGAUCUGUGACCGCCGCGUGCCAGAGCGCGCGCGUCCAAGCGUAUGAAUGAAUGACAGAAGAUGGAGCGAAAAGUACUGAGUCAGGUGAUCUGUGUGUUCGUGCUGCUGAGUGGACGAGUCUCUCCGGCCGAGUUAACCUGUGAAACGUUGAUCCUGCUGUCAACUAACCUGACAGCGAGGACAUUGGCAUUACUAAACCAGACAUUCACCAUCAGUAACUCCUCAGGUGUGUACUGUGACCUGUCUGUGGAUGGUAUAGGAACCUGUUGGCCUCGCAGUGCAGCAGGGGAACUGAUCUCCAGACCUUGUCCUGAGCAGUUCAACGGGAUCCACUACAACACGACCAACCGGGUGUUCAGGGAGUGCCUCUCUAACGGCAGCUGGGCUCCUCGAGGAAACUACAGUCAGUGCACCGAGAUCAUCAUCCUGAGGAAGAGUAAAGUUCAUUAUCAUGUGGCCGUCAUCAUCAACUAUCUGGGUCACUGCAUCUCUCUGGGAGCUCUGCUGCUCGCCUUCACCCUCUUCAUGAGACUCAGGAGCAUUCGCUGUCUGAGGAACAUCAUCCACUGGAAUCUGAUUUCAGCUUUCAUCCUGAGAAAUGCAACCUGGUUCAUCGUCCAGUUGACGAUGAACCCUGCUGUUACCGAGAGCAACCAGGUGUGGUGCAGGUUGGUGACUGCAGGUUACAAUUACUUCCAUGUGACCAACUUCUUCUGGAUGUUCGGUGAAGGCUGCUACCUGCACACCGCCGUCGUUCUCACAUAUUCCACCGACAAACUGAGGAAAUGGAUGUUCAUCUGCAUCGGCUGGGGUAUUCCGUUCCCCAUCAUCGUGGCGUGGGCUUUCGGGAAGCUGUACUACGACAACGAGAAGUGCUGGUUUGGAAAGAGGGCGGGGGUUUAUACAGACUACAUCUACCAAGGCCCCAUGAUCCUGGUCCUGCUGAUUAACUUCGUCUUCCUGUUUAACAUCGUUCGGAUCCUGAUGACCAAACUGAGGGCGUCAACAACCUCAGAGACCAUCCAGUACAGGAAGGCGGUGAAGGCGACGCUGGUGCUGCUGCCUCUGCUAGGAAUCACGUACAUGCUGUUCUUUGUGAAUCCCGGAGGAGAAGACGAGGUCGCUCAGAUCGUCUUCAUCUACUUCAACUCCAUCCUGGAGUCUUUCCAGGGUUUCUUCGUCUCCGUCUUCUACUGCUUCCUCAACAGUGAGGUGCGCUCUGCAGUCAGGAAGCGUUGGAUUCGUUGGCAGGACCGUCACUCCAUCCGCAGCCGGGCGGUGCGCGCCACAUCACUGCCCACCUCUCCGAGCAGAGUGUCCUUCCACAGCAUCAAACAGUCCUCCAACCUCUGACACACCUGCUGAACUCACCAAUCAGAGUCCAUGAUGGGACUGCACUCAGCUAAACGGAGCUGGACCAGCUGAUCAAAUCAGCCAAUCACAAUGUGGGACACUGAUUUAUGACGCUGAUUGAUCAGGAGUCUUUUUGGCCCCACCUCACUUUACCUUCUGACCAGUCACUGGACUGACAGCUGCUCUCACGUGGUCACAUGACACAUCAGGCAGCUGGACUGUGUUCAGUAAUCAAUAACUUUAUUAAUAAUAAGGUAAAUCUGUCUAUACUUAUAGGUAGUAAGUAUAUUUAUUUAUAAUUAAUGAAUGGCAUUUGUCAAUACUAUAAUAUUGAUCACCAGCGUUCUCUUAUUGGCCAGAGCUAACACACACACACACACACACACACACACACACACACACACACACACACACACACACACACACACACACACACACACACACACACACACACACACACACACACACACACACACACACACACACACACACACACACACGCACACACACACGCACACACACACACACGCUGCAGUUGAUCUAAAAUCCUUCCACAGGAUGAGGUUCCUGAAUGCAACACAAACACACCACCAGGGGGCGCUGCCACCAACUGAACAUGUGAAUUCUUCUUUGGUUUCUUUAGUAUUCUAUUCUGAUUCAUUAAAGCACAAAUCACACAGUUCUGACCUGGUUAUGGCAGAAUAAAAAUUAGAACAAAUGUCCUGAGGUAAGACAGCAAAUAUGGAAAUUAGAAAGAAAUAUGCAGAUUAUUACAAAUUCAGAGGAUAAAAUAGUAAUAUUGAUGAUACUUUUUGGAGUUAUAAGAAAACACCAGAAACUAGAACUGUGUCCAGGAGUUUCUGUUUCUGUGUGUUUGUGGAACAUUUGCACUUUGACGCUGUAAACAGCAGCUUCACGUUAACUGUUUAUCAUGAAUUGUAAUUACUGUCCACUGUAAACCUUCAUUAAACCAAACAGGGCCUCCUCAUCCACACCAUUAGUACUAGCUGUAACCAUAGCAACCCCAGUGACUAUGACUAUAGUAACCGUAGUAACCAUAGUUUAGUUAGUAGGUCUGAAGGAAACACUCAGGAUGAAACACAAACUGCUUUUUAUUACCGUGCCUGAUGUUUGUCUGAGUGUGUGUGUGUGUGUGUGUGUGUGUGUGUGUGUGUGUGUGUGUCUCUGUGUGAGUGUUGAUUGAUUGAUUGAUUCAGAGCUCUGAUCAGUGGCAUUAUUAGCUGGUAAAGCUUGAUAUGUGAUUUCGUAAAUGUUGAACAAAGUGAAAUCUCUAAUGUUUCAGAGAAGGAGUGCUUGCUUUGUGCACCACACACAAGAAUAAAGGAGGGCCGGGUGGAGUUUAAUCUGACACUGUACAUUUAGAUGUUACCCUUCUGUAUCUGCUGAUGUCUGAUAUGUAUGAAAUAAAUUCAUCCUCAGGA
Amphiprion ocellaris (clown anemonefish) is the source of this 3062-nucleotide messenger RNA. It is a transcript of the gene crhr1, whose product is annotated as corticotropin releasing hormone receptor 1. The transcript has 14 exons. Gene Ontology annotation, cellular component: neuron projection; plasma membrane. NCBI's taxonomy places the organism in Eukaryota, Metazoa, Chordata, Actinopteri, Pomacentridae. Gene Ontology annotation, molecular function: corticotropin-releasing hormone receptor activity; G protein-coupled peptide receptor activity; corticotropin-releasing hormone binding. The coding region runs from base 328 to 1620 and encodes 430 amino acids. Gene Ontology annotation, biological process: adenylate cyclase-activating G protein-coupled receptor signaling pathway; cell surface receptor signaling pathway. The record is from RefSeq and is a predicted model, not a curated record.